UUGGGAAGUUUGAAUACCUCUGAAUCGUAGAACGAAUUGUAAAAAAUCAUUAACGUCAUCUGAUUAAUAAUUUUUCGACCGCAAACUCGGAGAAAUUGUGCAGAAAGUUCUUAUUUAUAAUCUCUGGGAUUAAUUGAAUAUUAUCUACCUUGAGUCGUGGAAAAUUCAGUCAGGAAAAUCCGCUGGAGGGUAGUCUUUCAAGAGGAAGACAGUAAACAGUAUAAAGAUGGCGAGCACGGGCUGCUCUGCUUUCUCAUCGAAUCAGCAAUACUGGGCUAUUUGUGGUAAUGAUGGAAAAUUGAAGAUAUGGGAGACAGCAACCAGUAGAUUGAAACAAGAAUUUGUACCUAAUUUGCAUUUGUCGUCGCCAUGCAGUGUAAUUGGAUGGAUUACAAUUGGACAACAGCCUACAAGUGUUGCGCCGUCACCAUGGAGAAAACGAAAGAGGAAAUCAAUAUCAGAAGAUGCAGAGGAGAAGGAAGUGAUUGCAAUGGGUUCGAUAAAUGGAAGUGUCACAUUGUACGACGUAUCAUCAGCAUCAGUGAUUAAAAUAUUGGAAAAUGGUCACUCAGGGUGUGUCACAGCUCUCACAUGGUCACCGUCUCACGGGCUAUUCACAGCUGCUGAUGAUCAUCAAAUUGUGGAGUGGAACACUCAAGAGAAUGGAAUAAAAUGUAAAUGGAAAACGGGGAGGGGAAGAAUCACAGCUCUAGCACUAUCUCUAGAUGAGAGGACCAUCAUCUCUGCGGACAAGAUGAUCAAACUGUGGGAUUUGGAGAGCAAGCAGGUUGUUGGCACCUUGACAGGUCAUGCCAAUCAAAUAUCAUUUUUAAAAACAAUUAAAAUUGAUGAACACACGAGUUACUUGAUCAGCGGAGCGAAGGGAGAUUCUUAUCUUGGUGUCUGGUCAUUAAAUGAGAGGAAAAAGGAGAGAGCAUCUAUAGCAUCCCUUACAAUGCAGGACGAGCCGAUGUCCGUAUCGGCAAAGUCUUCUGAAAUCAAUUCUCAAAUAACAGUCUUAGCAGUAAAUAGAUCGGGUCAGGCGAAUUUAUUCACAUACCAGCCGAAUGGUCAGUGCACAAAACCCUUGAAGCCAGUGAUGACAGUUGUCAUCGCUGCUGAUUCAAACCAGAAGGAGUCUGUCCAGCAGGUGUCUAUCCAGUCAGCCGAGCUAACAGCUGAUGGAAAAAUGUUUUUAGCCUAUGGAUCACUGAUUAAUUUGACAUUCGAAAAAAUUUUGCCGGAUUUAUCGUGUAAAAUAAUGGGUCUCGUGAGGUCUGACUGUAGAAAACUCAAGGAAAAAAAAGAGGAAGCCCUGACAAAGGUUAAAAUGGUGGAAACUAGUGACAAUAAUAUUGAGUAUUUGGCACCAGGUGCUGCAGCUAGUGCUCCACCAAAGAGAACGAGAGCUGGUGGUUCACAGUUGCCUCUGAAAGACAGACUGGAAAAUCUCAGUCUGAAUUCAGAUGUCAAUACGUCUGGAAAAACACCAUCGAAAGGUGCUAACAUGGCGCAACUGCUGCUGCAGGGUCUUAACAGCAAAGACAGGAAUAUAUUGAUGAAUGUUUUGUAUAAUCGGGACGAGACGAUAAUCAAAAAUACAAUAACCAAAUUGCCUGUGCAGGCAAUAUCGCCGCUCGUCAAGGAGUUGACUAAUAUGCUCCAGGGGAAGACUUAUCCCAGUAAAAUAGCUGUUGUGUGGCUGAAAAAUUUAUUGAUCACUCAUGCUGCUCAUUUACUCUCCCAUCCUGAUAUUGGCAAUGUUCUCAGUCCAAUAUUGGGGCUCAUCGAUGCUAAACUCGCUAUUUUUACGGAAUUAUCAAGGCUCCGGGGGCGUGUUGCUCUCAUCACUGGACAGAUAUCACAUCUCAAUGAUCAAGAGAGCAAGGAUAUCGCUGAGGAGGGUAGUCUCCUGGUUUAUCAGGAUUCUGAUUCAUCGGAUGACGACACUGAUGUUGGUGAAAUGGAGGGUGAGAGCGAGUCAGACGACAACUGGGCGGAGACAUCUGAGCAAGAGGAAGAGCAAGAAGAUAUGGAGAAUGGAAAAUCUGAUGAUAAUAAUUCGAUAUGCAGUUGAAAGAAAUAAAGAUCAAUUUGAGAAUUUGAAAGAAUUUCAACGUGAACUUUGUCAAUCGUCAAUAUUCAAACUCAUCCUUGUGAUUUAUUUUAUCAACCUGUUAUCUUUCAUUCUCCUAUAGGCAAAUCAUGUCUGAUCAACGUAUGACUGAUGUACUCGUACAUCUUCGACAAACUCAAUUUUUUUACUGUAAAAAAUAUAAUACCGCGUGAUUAGAUGAUGUUCAACGAAAAUGUAAAGAUAAUGUAUAUUUGUUUUACUGCAUAUUGCAUUCUUUCUGUAAAAUUUAUGAGAAAUAAAUAACUAGCAAUAAAA
This is a messenger RNA of Fopius arisanus, 2392 nucleotides long. Its product is annotated as WD repeat-containing protein 43. The transcript is spliced from 3 exons. Gene Ontology annotation, molecular function: protein binding. The record is from RefSeq and is a predicted model, not a curated record. Gene Ontology annotation, cellular component: nucleolus. Lineage: Eukaryota; Metazoa; Arthropoda; Insecta; Hymenoptera; Braconidae. The coding region runs from base 227 to 2077 and encodes 616 amino acids. Gene Ontology annotation, biological process: maturation of SSU-rRNA from tricistronic rRNA transcript (SSU-rRNA, 5.8S rRNA, LSU-rRNA).